This is a messenger RNA of Sipha flava (yellow sugarcane aphid), 2499 nucleotides long. RefSeq lists its product as uncharacterized. Gene Ontology annotation, biological process: engulfment of apoptotic cell; apoptotic process involved in development; phosphatidylserine exposure on apoptotic cell surface. The transcript has 6 exons. Bases 458 to 2419 code for a protein of 653 amino acids. The record is from RefSeq and is a predicted model, not a curated record. Gene Ontology annotation, cellular component: plasma membrane. Lineage: Eukaryota; Metazoa; Arthropoda; Insecta; Hemiptera; Aphididae.
GAGAAUGUACGUGUGAGAGAGCGUGCGGUCGUUCGCGUGCGUAUGUGCGUGUCUCCGCAGCAUCCGGGCCGUGUGUGAACGCGUUACGAGUGACGACGACGAACGCGGAACGAGCGCAAGUGGACCGCGGAUCCCGCCGACAAAGGUUCGUCGAUAGUUUUGCCGCCACCGAUCGGCCGUUGGGCGCACCGUUCUUCCCGUACAUUUUGCUCAAGGCCCGUCCGCUGCCGCCCCGCGUACGGCUCGGGACCGUGUGUGCCGCGGACCCGUCGGUGUCGGUCCGAUUGCCGAGCAGCAGCUGCACCACCGCGUCACGGCACACGCAUGUACGCGCGCUACACACCCGUACACCGCCGUCACUGGCCGUUAAAGUCUCUCGAUUGACGCGCUGCCCCGUCGACCUUCCGCCGCCGCCGCUGCCGCCGCGCCGAAACAUGAUCACUCGACCCAUCGUCCCAUGGCCCAGUAUGAGUUCCUGCCGCUGUGCGACGUGCUCUUCAACAUCAUCUCGCUGGCCGCUUACUUCUGCGACAUCGUGUUCGACGUGGUCAUGGGCUACGCGCUCUACUCGUACGGCCGCUACGUGCCGUUCGGUCUCACCAUGCUGUUCGUAGGCGCGUCGGCCACCGUCGAGCAAACCAUGUCGCUGCGCUGGUACCUGGCCGCGCGCACCGUCGGCGACAAGUCCACGCUGUCCGACCGGCUGAAACGCUCGGCCGUGCAAGGGUUACACUUCGUCCAGCUCGGCGUCCUCUGGAGAUACUUCAAACUUUUCCUGCCCGUCGAUCUCAGGUACGUCAAGUUCGAGGUGCGCGACUUGUGCAUGCUGCGCUUGUUGCACGCUUUCUGUGAGUCCAUGCCACUGCUACUGCUGCAGUCCUAUCUGCUGUGGACAGAUGAAGGUGCUUGGAAACACUUGCGAGAUCUGAACAAAGUAGCCAUUACCUUGUCCACCGUUAGCGUGUGUUGGGCCCUUGCCUCUUUUGGCAAGAACGUGCGCAUGCAAAACGUCCACAGACUAGUCCUCACUUGGCUUGGUGUCAUAUUUCAGUUCCUUUGGCGCUUGGGCACUGUUGGAGCCAGGGUUAUUUCAUUGACUGCCUAUGCAGCUAUGUACAAAUAUUGGGUACUUUUAGUACUUGGCUUGCAUUGGUUAUCGAUGCUACUAUGGUUGCAUUCACCUAAAAAUGUGUUUCAUGGAGAACGAAUGUCACCUAAACGUAAGGCGUUCUUGUUUGCUCUUCUAGCCUUUGUAUUCACUUUUGAAUAUGUGAACCUAUUAGAAAAUAACCAUAGAGAAAAAAUGUUAAUGUUUUAUGUAGUGAUGGCAUUAGAAAACGCUCUCCUUAUGUUUGUGUGGAGCUUGGGUAGUGGUGAUGCAAUUAAACCAUUUGUUGUAUUUGGACUAUUUUGUUGCGGUCUUGUGUUCAUGGCAAUUUACUACCAAUUUUUUCAUGUAAGAAGAUUAAAAUAUGAAUCUGGCGGUAGAUUGAGUACUACAAAUAGUAACAAUUCAACAGCAAAAUUAGCGUUGGAAGCCAAGUAUAAAGAUCAACUAAAUGUGCCCAAUGGCAAAGCUGACCUUAUAAGAAGGCAUAGCUUCAGCAGUGUAUAUGAGAACAUACCACCAGGAGGUUUCCACAAUCAACCUAUUUCUAGUGAACCACCACCAACCCUACAAAGAAACCAGAGGUAUUAUAGUGCAUUGCCCGCUAGCGUACAUAACGGUAUACCUGGUGUUUUCAAUUGUCGUUUCACAAAUCCAUAUGUGGCAGCAAUGCAAAAACGUAAAAAAAAAAAGCCUACCACAUUUGUACCUCCACCAUCUGGUACAAAUGGCAGAGACAGUGUUGCAUUUUGGUGUAAACCGCCCCCUUCAAUCCAUAGUCAACAAGGUUCUAGUGAAAACGAAAGUGUUGGUUCUCAUGUUGAUAUUAGACAGAAGUUGCAGGAAAAGAGACAAAAUCAACUUGCUGAACUUAGAGCAAUUGAAGAGGAAAUUAGACAAGGUAAACUAAAGAGACCAACUGAGAAUGGAGAAGUACUAUUAUCUCCUCAAGGAUACCUACAACAACAGAACUGGAUAGCCCCACCUUAUAGCCCACAAGAUAACAAUGCUCAAUCAAAUGACCAAGUGCUCACAUUAAUGUACAAGUCAUACAAAUCGCCAUCUGAUUUAGAUUCUCAAAUAUCACUACCACGUUCAUACACAUUGCCCAGAGAAUUUAAAUUCUAUAGAAAAGUUAGGCCUAGAAGAACAGUUCGAUCUGAUCAUAUUGUUGCUUCUACUAACUCUAGUGAUGGAGAUGUAGACUCAGGUGAUGAUGAAUCUGACACAUCACAGCCUAAGUUAUCACCUCGGCCCUUACGACUGCCUGAUCGUAAUGCUCUUACCAUUCGACACGAAACCAAACUAUAAAUCUUCAGAAUAAAAAAUUAAGUAAAUUAUUGUUUUUAUCUUUUAUAUUAUUAAACUAAGACAUAUAUUACUUUUAUAAA